Acanthisitta chloris (rifleman) is the source of this 343-nucleotide messenger RNA. RefSeq names its product EGF-like, fibronectin type III and laminin G domains (gene EGFLAM). The record is from RefSeq and is a predicted model, not a curated record. The transcript has 3 exons. Lineage: Eukaryota; Metazoa; Chordata; Aves; Passeriformes; Acanthisittidae. The annotation marks the transcript as partial.
CUACAAUUUGGGCAGUGGCAUUGCUUCCAUCAUGGUGAACGGCUCUUUCAGCGAUGGCCGGUGGCACAGAGUCAAGGCUGUUCGGGAUGGACAGUCUGGCAAAGUAACUGUGGAUGAUUAUGGUGCGAGGACUGGUAAAUCCCCUGGGAAGAUGAGGCAGUUAAACAUCAGUGGAGAUCUCUAUAUAGGUGGCAUGAAGGAGAUUGCCCUGCACACGAACCGGCAGUACAUGCGGGGGCUUGUGGGCUGCAUCUCCCACCUCACGCUGUCAACUGAUUACCAUAUCUCCCUGGUGGAGGAUGCUGCCAAUGGCAAGAACAUCAACACUUGUGGGACCAAGUGA